Messenger RNA from Penicillium nucicola, 1362 nucleotides. RefSeq lists its product as uncharacterized. The transcript has a single exon. The coding region runs from base 1 to 1362 and encodes 453 amino acids. NCBI's taxonomy places the organism in Eukaryota, Fungi, Ascomycota, Eurotiomycetes, Eurotiales, Aspergillaceae. The record is from RefSeq and is a predicted model, not a curated record. Gene Ontology annotation, cellular component: mitochondrion.
AUGGCGACAAGUCUCGCACGCCGAAGCGUUCUAGCAGCGACUGAAAGCUCGGCGCCGUUUCUAUAUCACACGCGCACAAUCACCGCGGUGACACCUUCCCUACGAGCGCUCAAUCGCCUACCCCGACGGACUUUUUCUACGCGCAAUGCCACACUAGCGACGAACGAUGUACCGGAGGACAAGCCGCCCAUGAACAAGGAUAUUUCAAUCGGGUUUGAGGCGGACGAAACUCCCAAGCCGAGGAGGAGCUAUCUACAAAAACGAGCAGCAUCUGUCUCCUCCCGCAGGCCAGUGGGCUUAAAGCAGCCGGUGCAGAGGUCAAAUUCCAAGAAGAUCACCUUUCAGGAAAAGGAGACUUUCAAAAAUCUAUUGGAAAAGCUGAAGACUAAGCGCGGAGAUCCAGGCCAAACAGACGCAUCAAACUCGUUGAGCGCAGAAAAACAAGCCGAGGUCACAGAGCUCAUGUCCAUAUUCGACUCAUUACUACAAGAGUCAAACAGAAAGCAGAAGAGAGAACAUCGAAAGCAAAAUGAGGCAAACUCAAAACCGACAAGACCAGAACAAACCACAAUCGAGGAAGAAAUCUCCGAGGACAAAGGUCCCCAAAGAAUCAACCUCGACGACCUGGGCUACACAGAAGCAGCAACCCCCGGGGCCGCAAUAACAAUCACCAUGAAAGAAGCAAUCGACAUUGUCGUGCAACGCGAAUCCGAGCACAUCGAAUUCGCCCUCUUCCAAGCCAUUGAAGAAGGAAAAGGCGACAUGGGCGUGUGGGAAGUAUGCAAAGCACGCAUCUUCUCAAUGCUAAACCAUGUGGAAAGCCAACCAGCGCACAAAGUCCCGCGAAGCGCAGGGCCACUGCGCGUCCCGGCCGUCGUUCCCAUUGCACCGGUCGUUGCGAGUCUAUACCCAAAGACAUUGCUCAUCGCGUUCCGCGUGCUGAACACGCAUUUCCCGGGUUCCCCGCUCAUCGGACAGUUCCGCUCGAAUAUCAAAGAGCAUGGACGGCUGUCCUCCCUGCUUGGUGCUUCGUCUGGUCUGUAUGAUGAGAUGCUUUACUUCCAUUGGCGGGGUUGCAAGGAUCUGCCUGGGGUUGUGUCUUUGUUGCGGGAGAUGGAGGUCAUUGGGUUGACGCCUAGUAGCAAGUCGCGGGGCAUGUUGACUGCACUUGUUAUUCGCCGCAAUCGAGAUCUUGAGAAGCAUCGGGAGGAUGGCGGUGGUGAGCACUCUUUCUGGGAUUUGCCUUCCAAUAAGGAGGCGUUUGAAGCGCUUACUUGUCGUGGUGGGUGGAUGGACAAGGUUGAGGCCAGGGCCGAGGAAGAUGCUCGUCGGAGGGAGAGUCAUCGCAAGUUCCGCGGUUGA